Messenger RNA from Colias croceus (clouded yellow), 2518 nucleotides. It is a transcript of the gene klhl10, whose product is annotated as kelch-like protein 10. The record is from RefSeq and is a predicted model, not a curated record. Gene Ontology annotation, molecular function: protein binding. The transcript is spliced from 13 exons. NCBI's taxonomy places the organism in Eukaryota, Metazoa, Arthropoda, Insecta, Lepidoptera, Pieridae. Bases 219 to 2210 code for a protein of 663 amino acids.
GUUUGACAUGUUUGUCAUUCAAAUAUCAUUUUUUUGCUAACCUAAAAUGUUUUAUCAAAUGACUUGAUUUUGCUAUUUUUUGAUAAUUUUUCACGGUAUUUUUUAUAAAUUUACGAAGCUAAAUCCCGAUUGUGUCGAAACGCGUGCAAUAUCUUUUUUGAGUUUUUUUUUAAUGAGCGACAACUUUUAAUGAUGACUAUACGCUAAAGCCUUGCAAAAUGGAAAACGACCCGAAUAACACUCAGCAAACAGCGGGUCGCGAGACUGGACGAUGCAUGUCCGUGGCCGCGAUGCAAGCGCUGCACCGUUUGCGCGAGUGCCGGCUGCUUUGCGACGCGAUCGUGCGAGCGGACGACGGCGCGGCCUUCCCCGUCCAUCGCGCCAUACUGUCGGCCUGCAGCCCUUACUUCUUGGCUCUCUUUACAACAACGCUGCAUUCCCGUGAGCAAAGCGAUGUGCUGAUAUCCGGUGUACGUUCCGAAAUACUACUAUUGCUGAUUGAGUACGCGUACCUUCGCCGCAUCGAUGUCACGGACACCAAUGUGCACGAGCUGCUGAUGACCGCUGACUACCUGGCCUUUCUCGGAGUACUCCAAUUGUGCUGUGAUCACCUGAGGACCUCGCUGAACCCUAAGAACUGCCUUGGUAUCAUGAUGUUUGCGAGACGCGUGUUCUGCUACAAGCUAGAAGCCGACGCCCGUCGCUAUUUGCUGCGUUACUUUGUCACUGUGGCCACUCAAAGCGAUGAGUUUCUACAUCUGCCACUCGAUGAGUUGAACAGCAUCAUACUUGAGGAUGAAUUGAACGUGAAAAGCGAAGAGGCAGUCUGGGAAUCGGUUUUGCGUUGGGUCAAUUACGAUCGGGACGCGCGCUGGCAGAACACUGUCAAACUUAUGGGCAGUAUUCGACUUGGGUUACUGGAUACGCAAUUCUUCCUGGAAAAUGUCAAGGAUCAUCCGUACGUGACGGGGAAUGAAAACUCGCGCCCUAUCAUCAUCGAAACCCUGAAAUUUCUAUAUGAUUUGGAAAUGAUUGCGCAGAGAGAUGGGGAGGUUGCCACUCCAGAGAUAGCACGACCUAGAGUGCCACAUGAGGUCCUAUUUGCGAUUGGCGGGUGGAGCGGAGGUUCACCGACAGCUUUUAUUGAAACUUACGACACGCGAGCCGAUCGUUGGAUUAAGGUCGAAGAGGUAGACCCAGCAGGUCCUCGUGCAUACCACGGCACAGCUGUUCUUGGCUACUGCAUUUAUGUUAUCGGAGGUUUUGACGGCAUGGACUACUUCAACUCCUGUCGAUGUUUCGACGCCGUCACGAAGACAUGGCGUGAGGUCGCGCCAAUGAACGCACGCCGCUGCUACGUGUCCGUAGCUGUGAUUGGCGAGACGAUAUAUGCCAUGGGCGGCUACGACGGCCACCACAGACAGAACACGGCGGAGAGGUUCAACCACAGGACAAACCAGUGGUCGUUGGUGGCGCCCAUGAACGCGCAGCGGUCGGACGCGAGCGCUGCGGCUUUAGAUAAUAAAAUCUACAUAACGGGUGGUUUCAACGGUCAAGAAUGCAUGAACAGUGUAGAAGUAUACGACCCCGACACCAACCAGUGGACCAACCUCGCGCCGAUGCGCUCUCGGCGUUCCGGUGUUUCUUGUAUCGCCUACCAUAAUAAGAUUUACGUAAUCGGGGGUUUCAAUGGUAUAUCGCGCAUGUGCAGCGGCGAGGUCUACGACCCGGCCACCAAUGCGUGGUCACCGGUACCAGAUAUGUACAACCCUAGAAGCAAUUUUGCAAUAGAGGUCAUUGAUGACAUGAUAUUCGCGAUUGGUGGAUUCAACGGCGUCACUACUAUAUACCACGUUGAAUGUUACGACGAGAAGACAAAUGAAUGGUACGAAGCAACAGACAUGAACAUCUACCGUUCAGCGCUGUCAGCGUGCGUGAUCAUGGGGCUGCCGAAUGUGUACGACUACAUACACAAGCACCGCGAGCGCUUGAUGGAAGAGAAGCGGCAGAAGAUACUGCUUUCCGAGACGGCUAGGCAUCCGCAACAUCGUACAGCCCUGCCAGAUGUCCACCUCAUGGAAGACAACGACGACAUGCUGGAACAGCUCGGUCUGAUGGAGAACCAGAACGACGUGCCCCCGCCCCCGCCGCCGCCACCCCCGCAUCCCCUACAGCCGCAACCCAUGGAGCAAGACAGGAACUUAUUGUGAACACUAACUUGCAAUAGGUAAUCUCAUAAAGGUGCAAUCAUCAAGAAAGAAACGUCUAGUCAAUAAUAAGGAAUAUCUAUUGAUAUACUAAAACAAUCUCGUAGGAAAAACUUUAUAUAAAAAUUGUUUCGUACCCGUUCUUUAUUUAUAAAAUAUUUACAAUUAUUUUAGUAAUUUUGCCAUAUUUUUAAUGUGAUUGAUUUAAUUUCAUAAUGUGAAUCAUACCUACCUGUAUUUUGGGAAUAGUUUUUGAAUAUUGUAUCAAAUUUAUAGGAAGAUUGUAAUAUUAUAUGCAACAAAGUUGAAAA